AUGGUCUUGACUAAGAUGGGGAAGAUGGCUGAAUCUCAUCUUGAUGGCACUGUUAACAAUGCUGGCAUGACUGUGCCAGUCUACUUUAACAAUUUCCAGUGUCAAGCUACCAAGAAUGCCAGUCUCAUUGCUGAUUUUAACAUUUUCUAUAUUCUGAACAAGCUCAAUGUCACCAUGAUUGUGCAUGACUUUGAAUUGAACUUCUACUCUAAAUGUGAGAAUAUUAGAUCUCAACAUGCUAUCUUUCUAGCUUCUUGCCAGCUAUUCUACAAGCUUGCCAGCUCUCCAAAUCAGUAA
Molecule: messenger RNA, 297 nt
Organism: Coccidioides immitis RS
Lineage: Eukaryota; Fungi; Ascomycota; Eurotiomycetes; Onygenales; Onygenaceae
Exons: 3
Coding region: 1-297 (98 amino acids)
Biological process (GO): cellular response to unfolded protein; vesicle-mediated transport; protein refolding
Cellular component (GO): nucleus; cytosol; plasma membrane
Molecular function (GO): ATP hydrolysis activity; ATP-dependent protein folding chaperone; heat shock protein binding
Source: RefSeq, a predicted model, not a curated record